ACUACCACACCUACAACCACUUCAGAGACCACUACCGAGCCCACAACCACCACCACACUUACAACCACAUCGGAGACCACUACCGAGUCCACAACCACCACCACACCUUCAACCACUUUGGAGACCUCUACCGAGCCCACAACCACCACAACACCUACAACCACUUUGGAGACCACGACCGAGCCACCAACCACCACCACACCUACAAUCACUUUGGAGACAACAACCGAGCCGCCAACCACCACCACACCUACAACCACUUCGGAGACCACAACCGAGCCGCCAACCACCACUACAACUACAGCCACUUCGGAGACUGCAACCGAGCCCACAACCACCACAACACCUUCAACCACAGCGCUGACAGACCCUUGUGAUGAGUUGGAAUGCACAGCUAGUGAGUGGUGUGGAGAAAGGAAUGGUGUCUAUGGCUGCCUCUGCAGUGAGGAACAUGACAACACUAGUGCUGAAUAUUUUGAUUCCAAGGAAAUUUGUAACGGCAGUUCAGCCACCAUUUCCUUGUCUCGCUGUCAGUUGUUUCAAAGUGGCUUCCCAUCCAAUUCAUUACACCUAAAUGACCCCAAUUGCACUGGAACAGUGCGCGAUGGCAGGGUGGAGUUUCACUUCGACAGUGAUGAUCACAUCUGUGGGACAACGCUCACGAGCAAUGGCACUCACCUCAUCUAUCAGAACACCAUCCAUGGAGAGACCUACCCACAGCAAGCUACCAUUAGACGGGAGAAAAUUCUCAGUGUCACUUUCUACUGUGUAUAUUUACUGUCUCAGUCCUCGUCUAUGUCCGAGGACAUAUAUCCACUGCAGAGCAUUCUGGGGAAGAAUCUACCAGCAGGCAUUAACCGCUACCAAAUGAGGAUGAUUCCUUAUCUUGAUGCACAGUUCCAGCAGCCCUUCACAGGUUCUACAAUGGAGGUGCCUAUUAACCAGCAGGUGUACGUGGCUGUAGAGGUUGAGGGACUGGACGACAGGCAAAUCGCCACAGUGAUUGACUCCUGCUGGGCCACACCCAUUAAUGACCCUCUAAGCAGUGUACGCUGGGACCUUAUUGUGCAGGAGUGCCCCAAUCCUGCUGACGGGACUGUAGAGAUUCUGCAGAAUGGUGUGUCCACCAGUAGCCGUUUCUCAUUCAAGAUGCUGACAUUCACAUCAAACACCACCACCACCGUCUUCCUGCAUUGCCAGAUUCACUUGUGUGUGCUCAGCGGGAACAACUGCUCUACGUCCUGCUAUCCUGGGAAUCAGCAAAGAGUUCGGAGGGCUGUUAAAUUCCGGGACACUUCUUCCAUGUCUAUUGGCCCUUUUGUCUUACAACAGACACAGACAGACAUGAGAGCCCUGGAGCGGAUCUCUGUAGCCGGUGCUCCAGCUUCUCUCAGUUCUCUGCUGCCCCUGAUGCUCUCAGUUGUGGCUGCAGUUGUACUGCAUUAGACCAUCUCAGGAGCAACCAUUCCAUCUCACACUCUUUACUUUGAAGGAAAACCUACAUAGAUCCUCAUCUCACUUCUUUACAGAAGGGCAUUUCUCCACUCUGGAAUUGUUAACAUACAGAUUUUUGUUACUCUGCUUUAAUUUUACCGGGCAAUCGUAAAUC
Molecule: messenger RNA, 1609 nt
Organism: Scleropages formosus (Asian bonytongue)
Lineage: Eukaryota; Metazoa; Chordata; Actinopteri; Osteoglossiformes; Osteoglossidae
Product: uromodulin-like
Exons: 8
Source: RefSeq, a predicted model, not a curated record